Messenger RNA from Amaranthus tricolor (Joseph's coat), 513 nucleotides. RefSeq lists its product as uncharacterized. The coding region runs from base 1 to 513 and encodes 170 amino acids. The transcript has 2 exons. NCBI's taxonomy places the organism in Eukaryota, Viridiplantae, Streptophyta, Magnoliopsida, Caryophyllales, Amaranthaceae. The record is from RefSeq and is a predicted model, not a curated record.
AUGUCUACUCAAUCUAACGAAGACAAUCCUAGAACUCUCGACCUAACUGCAGAUCCUAGUACAGUCUUUUACAUACAUCCUUUUGAUACAACAGCUCAAUCAUUUGUUUCUGAAAAAUUUGAAGGUCAGAAUUACCUGGAAGUCUUCCAUGAUAAUAGAUGUAAUGAUAUGGUUAGAGGCUGGAUUCUAAAAUCCUUAGGGUCUGUUAUUGCCAAAAGUGUUUUCUUCUUUAAGACUGCUGUGGAAAUGUGGAACAACUUAGAAGAAAGGUAUGGUCAAACCACAUCCACACAAUUGUUUGCUAUUCAGGAAGAGAUUGCUGUGAUUCAUCAAGAAAAUGACAAUGUGGCAGAAUUUUUUGCUAAAAUCAAAGUCCUAUGGGAUGAGCUAGAUAAGGUCUGUCCACUACCAACUUGUCAAUGUAAUAAAUGUACCUGCAACCUUACUUCCAAGUUUCUUAAAAUUCUACAAGAAUCAAAGGUUGAUGCAAUUUCUUAUGAAGCUCAAAGAUGA